CCAUAUGUAUGUUACGGAGACCUUUUUCAUAGGGCUUUUUCCGACCAAAACACGUACACACACACUCUACUUCCGCCGAAGUUGCAAAGAGGGAUAAACUUCCGGCGAUCUUUUCAGUUGAUAUUUUUGCUGCUUAUAGAUCGAAACCGAGCAAAUAGUCGUUGUUCGGCCGGCCGGCAACACCUCCCCUGUAAAUCUCAGCUUCACUUUCGACCUCCAACAACUACCGGGAAAGAUUUGACUAUCAAAAACCAUGUUUGGGUCCACGAAUGCUUUCGGGCAGUCAUCUACUAGCCCAUUUGGGUCACAAUCAGGUUUCGGGCAGACAAGUAAUAACCCAUUUGCUCCCAAACCUUUUGGCAGUACAAAUCCUUUUGGUUCUCAAUCAGGUGGUUCCUUUUUUGGUAGCACUUCCACUGGAGUGUUUGGAACCCCCCAAUCUUCCUCACCUCUGGGGUCCACACCAGUCUUUGGUGCAUCGUCCUCAUCUGCAUUUGGAAGCACUACACCUGCAUUUGGAGCUUCUACUACUCCUACUUUUGGCAGUUCUUCAUCAGCAUUUGGGAGUUCAUCUGUAUUCGGGCAAAAACCAUCUUUUGGCGGCUUUGGUUCAAGCAGUGCCCAAACAAGUCCAUUCGGUAGCUCGUUUCAACAAUCACAGCCGGCAUUUGGGAGUGGUCUAUUUGGCUCAUCUACACCUUUUGGUACCUCAAGUCAACCUGCAUUUGGUACUCCGAGUACCCCGACAUUUGGUUCAUCAACCACCCCUGCUUUUGGUGCCACGACGAGUACACCAGCAUUUGGUACAUCAAGUACUCCAGCCUUUGGUUCUACACCUAACCCAACCUUCGGCACUACAAGUAGCCCAUUUGGUGUGACAAAUCCUCCUAUUUUUGCAUCUAGCACCCCGUCCUUUGGUACUACCACUGCUUCUGCCUUUGGUUCCACAUCUCCUGCUUUUGGUACUCCAAGUGCUCCUUCAUUUAGUUUUGGAUCCUCUCCUGCAUUUGGCCAAUCAACAUCUGCUUUUGGCAGUAGCCCGUUUGGCACAUCAAGUUCAGCUUUUGGUGUUCAAAGUUCUGCAUUUGGAGCCCAAACUUCUGCAGCAUCUUUUGGAAACCCUAGUUUUGGACAAUCUGCUGUUGGUGGUCAACGGGGUGGAACACGAGUUGCUGCUUACCAGGCAACACCUGAUGCAGAAAAUACCAGUGGUUCCCAGCCUGCGAAACUAGAGUCUAUUUCAGCCAUGCCAGUCUACAAAGACAAGAGCCACGAAGAACUUAGGUGGGAGGAUUACCAGUUGGGAGACAAGGGAGGUCCUGCUCCUGCGGGUCAGUCAACUAGUGGAAUCAAUUUUGGAAGCUCAGCCUUCGCAUCAUCAUCAACUUCCCCAUUUGGCCAGUCAUCUGCAAAUCCAUUUUCGUCUGCUACAUCUUCCAACCCUUUUGCCCCCAAACCAUCCACAUUCAGUGCUCCAGGUUUUGGAGUCUCAACUACACCGGCUUUUAAUUCCUCUGCCUUCGCAAGCUCAAAUGCAUCUAAUCCUUUUGGCUCUACAUCCUCCACUUCCCCUUCCUUAUUUGGAUCAACUCCAGCUUUUGGACAAAGUACAUCUCCCACCCUCUUUGGAUCAUCUAGUGCUUCAGGUUUUGGAUCAUCAACAUCAAUUUUUGGCUCCUCAUCAGCUCAGGCUCCUGCUCCUGCUCCAGCGUUUGGUCCUAGCUUAAGCUUUGGUAACACUCAAUCGUCUCCGUUAUUCCAAUCAACUACCCCUUCAUUUGGACAGACGAGCUCGGCCUUUGGACAGACCACAUCAUCUUUUGCCCAGAGUACACCAGCUUUUGGUCAAUCCAAUUUCUUCAGUACACCUUCUACUGGCUUUGGUGGUAACUUGUUUUCAAGUGCACCACUGCUAAAUACAAGCAAUACAAUGGGAUUUGGCCAAACAACACCCUCUCUUUCGACUCCUUUUCCACUCACACAGCCUCCUCAGAGUUCUGGUUUUGGGUUCAGUAACUUUGGUCAGACACAAGGAGCUGGUGCAAGUAGUUUUGGUGGCACACCCAGCCUUUUCAGUCAGCCACCAGCUAUCCAAAGCUCAGUUGUCGCACAACCUGCAAUUGUUACUAAUCCAUUUGGAACUUUACCAGCGAUGCCUCAGAUGUCAAUUGGUCGUACUGGCACUUCUUCUUCUAUACAGUAUGGGAUUUCUAGUUUGCCGGUGGUUGACAAACCUGUUCCUGUCAGGAUAUCAUCAUUACUGACUUCUCGACACCUUUCUCAAAGACGGCUUAGGUUGCCAGCAAGGAAAUAUCAUCCUAAAACUGAGGGGACUAAGGUACCGUUCUUUAGUGACGAUGAUGAAACACCAAGCACGCCUAAGGCUGAUGCAUUGUUUGUUCCCAGAGAGAAUCCAAGAGCUUUAGUAAUUCGUCCAUUGGACCAGUGGCCUUCGAGAGGUGGUUUGGAGAAAGCAUCCCCAUCAAGGCAUACGUCUUCCCCAGUGCAUGAGAAUGGUAAAAUUGCUGAAGAAGUUUGUGCUCCAGUUAACGAGGCCAUUGCAAAAGAUAAAAACAAAGAUCUGUUUGAGAAUGGCCUUGAUAAAGAGGGUCUCCAUAGUGCCAAACUGAACCAGAAAUCUAAUGGUCUCAACGAAGGGCAACACCUCCGAAAAGGUGGGUCUUCCAUUACCCUUACUGGCCAUCGAGCUGGUGAGGCAGCAAUUGUUUACGAACAUGGGGCUGACAUUGAGGCUCUGAUGCCAAAGCUCUGCCAUUCCGAUUAUUACACAGAGCCACGGAUUCAGGAAUUGGCAGCCAAAGAAAGAGCUGAACCUGGGUUUUGUCGCCAUGUGAAGGAUUUUGUGGUUGGAAGACAUGGGUAUGGUAGCAUCAAGUUCAUGGGGGAAACGGAUGUUCGUCGGCUGGAUCUGGAAUCUUUAAUUCAGUUUAACAAUCGGGAGGUGAUAGUCUAUAUGGAUGAAAGUAAGAAACCUCCUGUUGGCCAAGGUCUUAACAAGCCCGCUGAGGUGACACUUCUCAACAUAAAAUGUUUUGAUAAGAAGACUGGACAACAGUAUACAGAGGGUCCUAGAAUUGAGAAAUAUAAAGAAAUGCUCAAGAGAAAGGCAGGAGAUCAAGGUGCUGAAUUUGUGUCAUAUGAUCCAGUUAAAGGAGAAUGGAAGUUCAGGGUGCAGCACUUCAGCAAAUAUAGGCUUCAAGAGGACAAUGAAGAUGAAUAUGGCGAAUAUUGUGAUGCCUAGCGGCAAGAAGAAAGUUAGUUAGCUUAAUUUCUGGUACAGGUACUUUUUAUGUAAAGAACCCGCUAGCACAUGUGGAAUAUGGGUUGUGCAGUUUCCUUUACAGCUUUUGUUGUGGAUUGCUGUCUUUCUCCGUUGUAUUUGUUUGCUUUUGCUGUUUUUUAUUGUCAUUACAUUUGUUGUUACACGAAGUGCAAUAUUUUUCAUUUUCCUCUUUUGUUA
Molecule: messenger RNA, 3481 nt
Organism: Solanum dulcamara
Lineage: Eukaryota; Viridiplantae; Streptophyta; Magnoliopsida; Solanales; Solanaceae
Product: nuclear pore complex protein NUP98A
Exons: 13
Coding region: 254-3262 (1002 amino acids)
Biological process (GO): RNA export from nucleus; protein import into nucleus; post-transcriptional tethering of RNA polymerase II gene DNA at nuclear periphery
Cellular component (GO): nuclear pore; nuclear pore cytoplasmic filaments
Molecular function (GO): structural constituent of nuclear pore
Source: RefSeq, a predicted model, not a curated record